Messenger RNA from Phymastichus coffea, 2904 nucleotides. RefSeq lists its product as uncharacterized. Lineage: Eukaryota; Metazoa; Arthropoda; Insecta; Hymenoptera; Eulophidae. The record is from RefSeq and is a predicted model, not a curated record. The transcript is spliced from 9 exons. Bases 1247 to 2452 code for a protein of 401 amino acids.
UGUCUCCAUAGGGCCUGUCCGAGCCGGCCGAGAUUUUUUAUGGGCACGCCAUCUCUAUAAUUUCGUGUUCAAUGGCGAGUUUCAUAGUGAAUGCGAGAAACGCAUCUAUGGAGUGGCAGUACCCGUGGUUUGAAGUUUCCUGUCUGGCUGUCUCUAUGCUCUGGCUAUCCUCCAUGUUCCUGCUCCAAUUUUCAUUCGAGUCAUAUGCACGAAGAGUUAGGCUUUCGAAAUCCGUCAACUGUCAAAUGAUAAGUAGUAGCAGCAGCAGCAGUAGUAGUUGUAGUAGCAGUAGUAGCUGAGGGCAGGUGGUAGGUGAGAGAAUCACAAUGGCAGCCGAAAUCAAGCCCGCGCCCGGGAUGAACCAGGACAAGUUCAGCUCCAAGAAGCCUAUACUUCUGUCGAAGCUCGAAGGUUGCAAUGACGACGUCAAUGCCGCCGUUAUCAUUCCCAGGGUUGACGGCGUCAUCAGCGUCUGCGACGACAGAACUGUCAGAGUUUGGUUGAAACGUGACUCAGGACAAUACUGGCCAAGCGUAUGCAUGUACAUGGUUGCAGCACCAAUCUCUCUUGAUUUUUGUCCUGAAACCAGACAGCUGUUUGUUGGAUUAGAUAAUGGAGUUUUUAUUGGAAAGCGAUUACAAUCGUAUGACAGCCAUUCGAGAAUACAUGGCUCAUCAAGCAAGAGUUGCUGCAGUAGUUUUUUCUUUGAGCUGUGAAUGGGUACUUAGUAUAGGUAGAGACAAAUUGUUCCAGUUCCACAGUACUGAAAAUGGAAAGGAUCACAUCAAAUAAUAUGUUCAAUAAUCCAAAAGGUAACGUCUACAAAAAGUUGCUGUACCACAUGCAUGGAACAUACACCUACAACAUGGUGUCUACUGGUGAAACAUGCAGCAUGCCAUUUUUCAACGAGCUCCUUUGUCGCAAUAGGAGUUGAAGACGAUUUAAGUUCCCUCAAGAAUGCCCUCAAUUUUCUCAAGGGAACAUUAAUUACAUUCAGACCAUCUAUUUGUUGUAGCAUUAUUUGAUAUGCGAUUAUCGUCCUCAAUCGUGCCCAGGACUCUACAUGUGCUUCCUCCAAUUGUAUUAAUUUCUUGCAUUAUCUUUUUUAAUACUAAUCUAUGGCUCAUCAUAUUGAUGUCAAUGUCAAUUAUACCUUCAUUCUCGUUGGAAAACCACAGAAUGAAAUUAUGACUUCUCAUAUUUUCCAAAUUGAGAUUGACAACACGAAAAGCUACUGAUUUUAAUUAUGAGACUAGAUGAACGAAAAGUUAUGAGAAUUUGGACAUUAAUGCAGGUUAUACUUGUUUCGCUUAAAACAUUAAAAGUUAUAAAAAAAAAGAAGAAGGCCUUGCGGAGAUGGUGGGUGAAGCCACAUAUCGUACCGAGAAUAAGGAAUAUUAUAGGAGCAUUUGCUACAGUAUGCCAAUAUUUACAAAUCAAUGAUCACGAAGAGUUUACAAAUCAAUUUAAGAUGACACCAGGCAAUUUUCAAGAGUUGUAUACGUUAAUUGCUGAUCAGUUGCAGAAGCAGUAUCAUAUUAGAGAGCCAAUUUCUGCAUAUAUUCGACUGGCUAUAACAAUACAUUAUUUCGUUCAAGGAGGAAAUGCUUUAACUUAUUGCGCGCACUACCGAAUUGGAAAAGCUACAUUUUUUAAAAUCAUACACGAAACGUGCUACGUUAUUACUUCAGUUCUGCUGCCAAUUUACGUGAAAUUUCCCAACGAACGGGAUUGGUUACGUAUUGCCCAGGAAUUUGAAGACAGAUGGAAUUUUCCGAAUUGUGUUGGAGCUCUAGACGGGAAGCACAUGCGAAUAAAAAGACCAGCUCAUGCUGGAAGUGUUUUUUAUAACUACAAAAAAUUUCAUAGUUUAGUUUUGAUAGCAAUCAGCGAUGCACAAAGUAGAUUUGUUUGGUUCACCCUUGGUGAUGGUGGUUCGUUCAGCGACUCCAGUGUCUUUCAAAAUACUAAUUUUUAUAACAAAAUUUUGAACAAUGAAUUGAACUUACCUGCUCCAACAAAGUUGCCUAACAGUGACAGCUCAUCACCUUUCGUAAUAGUCGCUGACGAGAUUUUUGGUUUGGGAUUUAACUUGAUGAAACCGUACAAUAGAAGAUUGCUGCAGUCAAAUCAAGAAAGAAUUUUUAAUUAUAGAUUGAGCCGAGCCAGAUUCACUAUAGAACGUGCAUUUGGAAUACUUUGUGCAAAAUUUCAGUUAUUGAAUAGUGCUUUAGCUCAUAAUUUAGAUAAGAAUAAAUUAAUUAUAAGCGCUUGUUUAGUGUUACAUAAUUUUUUAAUUACGAAAAAUGUAAUCAACGUUGAUGACGAUUUUAGACACUUAGAUAGGCAAAUUAAUCAGAAUGUUAUGCGAAACCCUAUUUUUAUUCGGCAAAACUUGGCAGAAUAUUUCAGCAAUGAGGGAGCUGUUCCCUGGCAAAAUAAUUAUAUUUAAAGAUAAAUAAUCUAUAUUAACAAAAUAGAAAUAAGAAGGCAGUUUUUAUAAAGAAAUAAAUUCCGAUUGAUUCUGAUCGAUUGACUCCUCCAUAUUGUGUAGAAACUUGAAAAAAACAAAAAAACAAAUGGUAUAUUAGUUUUAAGUAUUUAGUAACAAAUACAUUAGUCUUAAUUUUAGAUAUUUAUGAAAAUGAAUGCGUAGCAAAGCAGUUCCGAUAACCUCAAAUUGACAAUAGUUCUUCGAUUCAAUUUGCCAUAAAUAAAAAAUGAGUGGAAACACUGAAAAAGAUAUACUACUUGAUGAAGUUAUCAUACAAAUCGUGAAACCAAAUAAUUUUAUUUACGAUAAGUCGAAUGAUAAAUACUAUACUGAAUUUAGAUCGCAACGAACACAAGUUUUCGAAACUAUUUCCCAAGCGAUUUAUCAACUAUACGAAGUGCACAUUACAG